Cyprinodon tularosa is the source of this 2881-nucleotide messenger RNA. It is a transcript of the gene prdm9, whose product is annotated as PR domain containing 9. The record is from RefSeq and is a predicted model, not a curated record. Gene Ontology annotation, cellular component: nucleus. Lineage: Eukaryota; Metazoa; Chordata; Actinopteri; Cyprinodontiformes; Cyprinodontidae. The transcript has 7 exons. The coding region runs from base 135 to 2753 and encodes 872 amino acids. Gene Ontology annotation, molecular function: protein binding.
GUUUACUUCCGGAGUAACUUCCUCUAGGCUAAGUCCUCAUGUUGCUAACGGUCGAAAAAAAUGUUUUUGAGAACAAUUUACUUUUAAUUUAAUUUUUAAUCAUUGCUGCAAGUCGAAAAGGGCGAUUUAUAAUCAUGACGGAUGACGACAAGAUGGAGUGGGUUGAGACGACCGAGGAGGUUAAUGAAUCUGAGGAAUGCGUCUCCCUGAAGAACAGCGAUCCAACAGAUUUGGAGUCAACUGAAACAUCACUCCAGAAAUUGUUGAACGCUGUGGGGCAGGAUGAAAGCGCUGAAGGACAUGAUGGCGUUUGUUGCGAGGAAUGUCUGCCUCUGUUUCAGGAUCAGACUAACCCUGAUCAGAUUAAUGGUCCAUCAUUUGUUCUUGACUUCCCUACAAUCAUGGGGGUACCACAGCGAGCUCUACUCACAUUACCCUUUGGCCUGAUGAUCGGCAGAUCUAGCAUUCCCUGUGCAGGGGUAGGGGUGAUAAAUCAAGGACCAGCGCUCUCUCCAGGAAUGCAUUUUGGACCGUAUGAGGGGGAGGUGACGACGAAAGAAAACGCAAUGGCUAGUGACUUUUCCUGGGAGAUUUACAAAGAAGACGAUCAGUACGAGUACGUAGAUGCCACCAAUGACUUGUAUUCAAACUGGAUGAGGUAUGUAAACUUUGCGCGGAACAAAGACGAGGCCAACCUGGUGGCAGUCCAGUGCAAAGGCAGCGUCCUGUUCCACUGCUGUCGCUCCAUACAGACUGGAGACGAGCUCACAGUGUGGCCCAGCAGCAAACUGCUCGCUCAUUUCAGUUCAGAUUGGACCAAGAUGUUGUCUUUGAAGAUGAACAGAACAGUGAACGGCGAUUCCACUUCGUCUCCGAUUUACCUGUGCUCCAACUGUCUUCUCUCUUUCACAACGGAGAGCUUCCUCCUCCGACACAUAGAACUCUUCCACUCUGAGCCUGACGCUGAAAAUGCAGAAGAAAACCACGCCUCCGUAGACGAGCCUGCAGCCUCCCCGCUGCAGCUCGUCGACGGGAUUAAAUCCAAAACAUGCGACGACUGCGGGAAAGUUUUUAAACAAGUCCCCUACCUCAGGAAGCACCAGCAGUGCGUGCAUUCCAACAAGCGGCCUUACUGCUGCUCACAUUGCAGGAGAAGCUUCAGCCGGGCGUACGGUUUGCUCAGACACCAGAGCAUUCAUAGAAAAACCGCAGCUACGAAAAGAUUGGCCCCUCGGAACUCGGCGCUGAAAGCAGAACUUUCUAACAGGACUGAAGCAGCCGCGUCUGAGCAGAUGAAAGAAAUCGACUCUGAUUGUUUACAAGCGAACGCGGAUAUCGGUGCCGAGACUCCGUCUGCUGAAGAGGCAGAAACACACCAGCUGGAUAGUUCAGUUUGUGGAAAUAUCUUCACGAACGAAGAGCAACUCCAGAAGCACAAGAAGACUGUUGACGAGGAUUCACGCACUUAUGUCUGCUCUGUGUGCCAGAAAUGCUUCGGCAAGGAGAACGAGCUGCGCAGGCACCUGCCCAGUCACCAGAGGGAAAAUGAAGAGGAUGCAGAGGACCCCUCCGCAAAGCCGUUUAGCUGCGGAGAGUGUUGGCUGGCUUUCUCUUCUGUGGACGCCUUGCAGCUGCACAUAACGGAGCUGCACUCGCAGGGAGCGGAUGCCGAGAAUCAAGAAGAGUGUUCGGCUGCUGCAGAAACCAGAGACUCCACCUUAAACCGGGCCCCUCUGAGGCCUCAGCGUCUCAAAGCCAGAUCCAAAGUUUCUGCCCUCACCAAACUCGUCGCACCUAAACGCAAAGCAUCCAAAGAGCCGGGGGCCUCGGCGGUCAGCGGCGCGAAAACGGUGAAAUACAAGUGGUUUAGCUGCAGCCGCUGCAGGCAAACCUACGGGAACCCAGAGGAUCUCAAAGCACAUGUUUGCUCUUUGAAGCAGCUGAAGUGUGGGGAGUGCAGAGCUGCUUUUACUACUUCUGAUCUGCUCAGGAGACACAAGCAGGUAGAGCACGGAAGAGCACAAUCUUUCUGUUGCGACUCCUGCGAUAAAAGAUUCUCCACGUCGGCGAAGCUGAAACAGCACCAGAAGAAGAAAUCCUGCCAGAAGUACCACUGCACCGCCGAGCUUUUCCCCUGCUCCUUCUGCCAGUUCUCCUUCACCAUGAAGAGCUACCUGAUCAAACACAUCAAGCGGCACCACCCCAUGGAGCUUCUGUCCAGCUGCAGCUCAGACAGCCCGGCGGAGCGGCCGGAGUACGCAUGCCAGCACUGCGGGGCGAGCUGCCCGGACGCAGAAGGUCUCAGAUCUCACAUAUGCAUCCAGCAGGUGAAGGUUUUGUAUUUGUGCACCGAAUGCGGGAAGAGCUUCACAAACCACUACGGCCUGAAGCAGCACCAGCGCAUUCACACGGGCGAGAAGCCGUACAGCUGCAGCCACUGCGGCAAGAGCUUCUCCUACGUGGGCCAGCUCAACGUGCACCUGAGGACUCACACCGGGGAGAAACCCUUCCUCUGCCCCCACUGCGGCGAGAGCUUCCGCCAGUCCGGGGAUCUGAAGCGACACGAGAGGAAGCACACGGGCGUGAGGCCGCACACGUGCCCCGAGUGCGGCAAGAGCUUCAGCCGCCCGCAGAGCCUCAAGGCUCACCUGCUGCUGCAUCAGGGAGAGAGACCGUUCAAAUGCAGCCAGUGUGGGAAGAGCUUUUCCAGGAACUAUCACCUCAGGAGGCACCAUCAGAAGAUGCACACGUAGAAACCCAUUAGCAGGACUCAUCAUGGUGAAAGCGCUUAAAUUACCUGAGGUCUGCACUAAAUGACUUGACAGAUGGCUGUAAUGUGAAGGCUGUUCUGGAAGCUUCCGGUUUGCCGCCUUUAUUUAUU